AUGGCUGAACAAACCAACGAACUCAAACCAACAAAAUCUUUGACGCCGUCUGCUCGAUACCGAGCAGACCUCGAGCAUUUUGAACGACAUGAUGGUCGCGCAGCAUAUCACUUGAAUAUGGCGGAGAUCAAGCUUCUUGGGAUCACUGGGGUUGGAUUCUUCCUCGAUGCUUACGACCUUUUCAUCAUCAAUCCGGUAGCGACCAUGCUUCAAUACCGAUUGUAUGAGGGUAACCACCUCCCGACCAAUCUUGAAGGUUUUAUGAAAGCUGGUGCCAAUAUUGGUAGUGUAGUAGGGCAAUUCGCUUUUGGAUACGCCGCCGAUUCAUUGGGGCGAAAGGCCGUUUACGGAAAGGAGCUGAUGCUCAUUAUCCUUGCCACUAUCCUGACCCUCACGACGCCCACUGGAACGCUUAGCCCCGACUCAUGUUUAAUUUAUUUGGGCGUGUUCCGCAUCCUGCUUGGUAUCGGCGUGGGUGGAGACUACCCAAUGUCCGCGUCCGUCACCUCCGAUCGCGCCAACAUCCGCAAACGCGGUACAAUGCUCGCGUACAUUUUUGCGAACCAGGGAUGGGGUAGCUUCGCUGGAUCUCUGGCUACUAUCAUCGUUUUGCUGUGUUACAAGUCAUCGAUGGAAGGACGUGGCGAGACCUCAAAAGUGGAUGGAGUGUGGCGAAUCAUCGUUGGCAUAUCACUCGUGCCGGCAUUCGGAACUCUUUAUCAACGUCUCACUCUCCCUGAAUCUACGCGUUAUCUCUCCGCUCAAAAACAUAAAGAAGCGAUGGAAGCCGAAGCCACAGAUGAAAUCAGUCAGCUGAAGAAGGCCCAGGCAGAAGAAGAAAUCAAAAUGGCUAACUUGUCCGGAGCAAAGAAGGAUGAAAGUGUCACUACCGAAACCCGCAAGGGAUCAGAAACAUCAAGUGAUAUCGAGAAUACCGAAGAGGACCCAGAGGUGUUGGUAAAAAAAUCUGCUCAUUUCAAAGAAUUUUUUGAUUACUUCUCGGAAUGGCGUCAUGCAAAGUUGCUCAUUGGUACAUCUGUUUGCUGGUUCCUGCUCGAUAUCGCGUUUUAUGGCAUCAACUUGAACCAAAACGUUGUCCUUCAGCAAAUAGGCUUCGACGGCUCUAGCGGAACGCCUUGGAAUCGUCUUUUCAAGAUUUCAACUGGAGGAAUUAUUAUCACCGCACUUGGGUUCGUUCCUGGAUACUAUGUCUCUGUGCUCACAAUCGAGGUCCUGGGACGAAAAUGGAUUCAGGUGCAAGGAUUCUUACUCGCCGCGCUUUUCCUCGGUAUCUUGGCUGGAUGCUUCGAAACGCUGAGCAAAGUUUCAUUCAUCGUGUGCUUCGCCUUCCUCCAGUUCUUCUUCAACUUCGGCGCCAACACGUUCAAGGCUUCCGCUCAUGGAAUGUCAGCCGCCGCUGGAAAGGCCGGCGCCAUCAUCUCUGCUCUUGCGUUCAAUUCGCUGAGCAAAAGUAUCGGAACACCCGCCUGCUUAUGGAUUUUCAUGGGUUGCUGUAUCGCCGGUGCAGGGUUCACUUUCCUUCUUCCGGAGGUGAAAGGCCGUGACGCUGACCUGAUUUACGCCGAAGAGCUGCGAGCAAAGAAAGAAGCAAAGGCGAAAGCUAACCAAGCUAAGCAAUAA
This is a messenger RNA of Psilocybe cubensis, 1641 nucleotides long. RefSeq lists its product as uncharacterized. The record is from RefSeq and is a predicted model, not a curated record. Gene Ontology annotation, molecular function: transmembrane transporter activity. NCBI's taxonomy places the organism in Eukaryota, Fungi, Basidiomycota, Agaricomycetes, Agaricales, Agrocybaceae. The coding region runs from base 1 to 1641 and encodes 546 amino acids. Gene Ontology annotation, biological process: transmembrane transport. Gene Ontology annotation, cellular component: membrane. The transcript is spliced from 14 exons.